Scomber japonicus (chub mackerel) is the source of this 2629-nucleotide messenger RNA. RefSeq names its product YdjC chitooligosaccharide deacetylase homolog (gene ydjc). The transcript is spliced from 6 exons. Gene Ontology annotation, molecular function: deacetylase activity. The record is from RefSeq and is a predicted model, not a curated record. Bases 353 to 1441 code for a protein of 362 amino acids. Gene Ontology annotation, biological process: carbohydrate metabolic process. Lineage: Eukaryota; Metazoa; Chordata; Actinopteri; Scombriformes; Scombridae.
UGGUGGUUAUAAUUUACUUCUAAAUGACCAAGGCCAGAGCCAGCCGUCGUUGGUUUAACUAUAAAAAAUCCACUUUUACCAUCUACCAACACAUGGGAAAAAAAGACUUCCGCUCGAAGAUUUUCAUAAUAAGCGCACUCUAUUAAAUGCUCAGUUUUCAAAAAAUGUUGUACUGGAAUGGAAUUUUACAAAAUAUUAUGUUCAGUUUUAAUGAUGUGAAUACAUAGGCCAGGAACUGAAUUGAUAAUUGAACUAAAAUCUUAUGACAUAUCAAUGUAAAGUUUGAAUUCGAUUACAUUUUGAUGUAAUGAAAGAACUGCGGAAGUACUUCUUUCCAGCCGGGUGAUUAAAGAUGCCAUGUUUACUCCAGCAGAGGGCGCCCAAUUCUAGUAAAGUCGACUCCAACCUAUGCGGUUUGCUAGUCGGAAGUACAGUUUAUUUCCACCGAGCCUGUGUUGCUUCGGACCUACACGGACAAACGUGUGUAAUACCAUGGCAACCAGCAAUCAUGCCACAGCCAAGAAUAAUGCUGGUGGUGACGGGAGAUGAUUUCGGCUACUGUCCCAGGAGGAACCAGGGCAUUGUGGAAUGCUUCCAGGCUGGAGGCAUUUCCAAUGUGUCACUGUUGGUUAAUGCCAAUGCAGCUAAAGAUGCUGCAGAUCUGGCUAAAAGACACAACAUCCCGAUUGGUCUCCAUGCCAACCUGUCAGAGGGCAUUCCAGUGUGUCCGAGCCUCCGACAGGCCUCAUCACUGGUCAACCAGCAUGGCCUCUUCCAUGGGAAGAUGGGCUUUCGUCAGGCCUUGGAGAGCGGUCAACUCAGCAUGGAACAGGUGGAGCUGGAGUUGAGGGCCCAGGUCAGGCUGUUCAGGGAGCUGACGGGACACUUGCCCCACCACAUGGACGGACACCAACAUAUCCACGUACUGCCAGAGGUGCGUGAGGUGUUUGCGCAGGUCCUGUCACAACUCAGGAUUCCAUACACUCGUGUUCCAGUGGAGCCAGGUUUACACAGCUGCCCAUGGCUGCCAGCACACCUCCAAAGAUUCUACACACAGGUGGAGAAAGACGCUUUGGACUCUAUCCCUGUCUUCACACGCUAUGGAAUCAGGUGGCCAAAUGUGUACCUGGGACUGACCACCAUGGGCCAGAACAUGUCCGUCCUCAACCUGCAGAGGGCCCUCAGCCACGUCUUAUCUGCAGGACCCUCAGGCACUACUUCCUGUAGCAUGCCCAGCUCUGAUCAGCCUGUGGUCACGGCAGAGCUGAUGGUUCAUCCCGGUUACCCCAGUCACCCCCAGUUGGGUGGCUGUGGAGAAGGACCUGAUGAGUUCUCCCAGUCAGCUGACAGGCAGCAUGAGCUGAGUGUGCUUACUGACCCCUCCCUGCUGGCCCUCUAUGGCCAGGAAAGAGUGCAACUCUGUGCUUUCAAAGACAUUUAAGCAAUAUUGUCUAAAAAUGACUAACCUAUAUGUAUACUGUAGAGAGCCAAAGUAAAAGUAGAUUUUGUUUAAGAAAUAAAAACAUAUAAUUCAUAAUUGUUUGUAAUAACACAGAUUAGUUUGAAACCAGGCCUACAACAGAACCUUACACAAGUAUGUUGUGCUGCUUUGGUCUAGAAAUGAAACGUCAUUUAAAAAAAACCAAUAUAAUAUUGUUUAUUUAUUUUUUCUUUUUAAUCAGAACUCCAUUUCCCAGAAGCUUGAGGCAGUCAUAGGUUAAAUGUGAUUAGUCAUUAGGACUUGUAACAUGGAUGUAACAAUAGCACAGCUGUUUCAAAGAAAGAGCAGAUCCCAUUAUAUGUGAUGUGCACUGCCUCACAGAAAGAAUAAAGCUGAUACAUUUAAAUGCAAACUAAUAAAUCAUUGUUUAACUUUGUUAGAAUUAUGAAAAAUUCAGGAACGUGUUUCAGUAUUUCUGAAAAACAAUGGAAGAAAACAGUCAACGAGAAGUUUACAGUCAGUUACAAAGGCUACAUAGGAAGUUAUAAUUAGACUUCCACUUUGCAGCUGAGCAAAGCCUCAUCACUGUAGAGUAAAAGUGACUACAAAUUGCAGUGACACUAUGAAACAGGAAAAGUGUGUUCUUUAUAGAAGCCAUACUAGCUGCUGUGUAUUACUCUGAUCCAGAUCAAUACUUUGCACUCAUGUGACCAUCAUUGCACACAUUUAUUACAACUCGGGUUAUAUUUUGAUGGUUUUGUCCAUCAUUUCCAUCUGUUAUGAUAAUGUUCUCACCAAGUUAAUCAUAAGAAUCACUUUGACAUUACUAAAUUACAUUAACGAACAGGAGCAGUCAGAUGAUCAGACUGCUGAUCCAGGUUAACUAAAUAACUUUAUUUGGAGGUCAAACUGAAAGUGAACACAUUUGGAAUGUUGUACAAUAAAUACAAUGUAAAUACAGUAGGUUAAAAUUGAAGCAGGAAGGAUAGCCCUGUAAACUGACAUGGAUGUUUAAAACAGACAGCUGAGAUGAUCAUUUUACUGUUCACUUUCAUUUUCUCUUCCUGGUUAGUUUGACUAACCUGGAGGUUUGUUUCCUGUGAUCUCACUAUGUUCCUAGAUCUCAAUGAUUUCUUUGGUGAGAACAACGCUACUAUAACUGGUAUGUUAUAAUAACAUUGGUAGAGG